CAAUUUGGUUACAGCGGUGAAAUUGUUACAUUAAACUCAGUGGGAACAGGCGGCUGGUGGGAUUGAGGGAAGAUUAGCUGAUGUAGGUGUUUUGUUGGAGUUGAGGAAUUGACUGAGAAAGAUCUAGAAAUUUAGAAGUCCUGGCGUUAUGUCAUUACAUGAAAGGAACUAAGUGUGUGCACCUUUUCCCAUUGACUCACACGCACAUGGAAUGCUUAUUAUCUCGAUCGUGUUAGAAAAGUGACCCCCAAAUCCCGUGUAACAAUGUUCAUAUCUACAACUUGCAAAGAAAACACGAAUGCCAUGAAUACGGAAAAGGUUUCUACCAACUACAUGAUCUGCGCCAACUGCCAGAAAGUUCUUCGAAAGGAAAAUGGUGCAAGGGUCCCUCAACCUCUGGCAUGUGGACCAACUGCUUUCAUACCAGAAAAGGAGAGGUUAUAUACAGUCUGUUUCAGCCUGGGACUGAGCAGGGAGGAGUGUGAGCCACUGGCAGAGGUACAGAGCUGGUGGGCCAGGUCAAAGAUUGCACAAGAUAAUCCUGUAGAUGGACAUACCAGCUUGUUAUUUCUUGAAGAAUACUCCACCACUGGACACCCUGAUAACACAACAAAAAUCAUGGGUUUACACCCUCAAUACCUAGAGUCUUUUCUCCGCACCCAGUAUUACAUACUGCGCAUGGAUGGACCACUCCCCUUUGAACACAGACACUACUUGGCAAUAAUGGCUGCUGCCAGGCACCAGUGUUCCUAUCUGGUAAACAUGCAUAUAAAUGAGUUCUUGCAGGUGGGUGGAGACAGUGAAUGGCUAAGUGGCUUGGAGUACAUCCCCCAGAAACUGAAAAACCUCAACGAAGUCAACAAAAUCCUUGCCCACAGACCCUGGCUGAUCACUAAGGAACACAUUAAGAAAUUGCUUAAAACGGGGGAGAACAGCUGGUCCCUGGCUGAGUUGGUGCAUGCCAUGGUGCUGUUAGCGCACUAUCAUGCCUUGGCAAGUUUUGUCUUUGGAAGUGGCAUUAAUCCAGAGAUUGAUCAAGAUACCAGCCACAGCUUCAGAGCACCAGUCGUCAGCAACUUCUGUGUGUGCAGUAGCACCAAUGAGAGCCAUGUGGAAGAUGUCGUAUUUGUGCAGAACAGUCCUGGGACUUCUGACUCAGUCAGUGAAUUGGAGGCUCUGAUGGAGAGAAUGAAGAGACUUCAGGAGGAGAAUGAAGAGGAAGAAGCAUCACAAGAGGAGAUGGCAACACGUUUUGAAAAAGAGAAAAAGGAGAGUCUUUUGGUAGUUGCUGGAGCUUAUGAAGAUGAGUGGAUUCCGACCUCUUGCAUAUCUCGCUAUGUAGACGACCCAACCUUUGGGUAUAAGGACUUUGCCCGACGAGGAGAUGAUCAGCUUCCUACAUUCCGGGCACAGGACUACUCCUGGGAGGAUCAUGGUUUUUCUUUAGUUAAUCGUCUUUAUUCUGAUAUUGGCCAAUUGCUCGAUGAAAAAUUUCGCAUGGUUCGCAACCUGACCUACAACACCAUGGCUAUACAUGAAGAUGUGGAUACAACCACCUUAAGAAGAGCUAUAUGGAACUACGUUCAUUGCAUGUUUGGAAUAAGAUACGAUGAUUAUGAUUAUGGUGAAGUCAAUCAGCUGCUAGAACGGAGCCUGAAGGUUUAUAUCAAGACGGUGACCUGCUACCCUGAAAGAACCACAAAACGCAUGUAUGAUAGCUAUUGGCGGCAAUUCAAACAUUCUGAAAAGAUCCACGUUAAUUUGCUGUUGAUGGAAGCACGUAUGCAGGCAGAACUCCUGUAUGCCCUGCGAGCUAUAACUCAGUACAUGACUUGAAAUCAGGAGAAAAUAUUUUCUCCAAGAACAUGCUGACAGUGGAAGCUGAACCAGUGCUGAUUCUGUAUUUUUUGGGGCAGUGACAAUGAAUCCAUUCUAGAACAUUGUCCAAAACAUUAGCCAUUAUGUGCAAUUUGUGCUGACUAUAGAAUAACUGAAACGUUGCUAAAGUUUAACACUGAAAAGUAAUCUUACAACUGAUAUUACUUGCCAAAUUCACAGCCUAUUGAUAAUCUGUUUGCCUGUGCAAUUGUUACAGUCAGGUGUAAAUGUGAAGUGGUUUGUGAGAGAAAGCUGGUGAAGGAGGAUCUUGGUAAUUUCCAAAAUGUGAAUCAACAAUGCAGACACUUCUAUAAGGUUUUGUUUGCUUUAAAUCUAGCGUGGAGAUUGUUCACCCUCCUAUGAAUUGUUUUCUUAUUUUCAUUGUAGUUGAAUUCUAUUUGCACAUCUGCCUUUAUAAGCUAAACUACAAGAGCUAAAUUAAUCUCUGAUGCAAGAACUGGAUCCACUAAAGAUAGAGAACAGUUUAAAAAUAAAUGUAUUUGUUUAUGUGUAUGUUAUCCUAAACUUAUGAAAUUCUGCUUUAAAUAUUGACCACCCUCAAUUGUAUUCUAGUCACAAUCACUUUUAUUCGUAUCUCUUCCCAUUCUACAUAGUCCAGAAAUGUAAUCUGUAGAAUAAUGUUUUUGUAGAAACAUUACUAUGGUAAAUGACACUACUUUGAGCAAAUUGAAUACAUAUGUGAUUUGCUUGGACUAUUAAACCAUUAGAUUGGUAGUAGUUAAUGGCCAUUUAGCCAUUCAUUGUUGAAACAUGGAUCAGAUUUUCUUUUAAUUAGCAGAUAACUUUUAAAGAAGAGUUAAAUAUUGACAUUCCACCUUAAAAGUUCAUUUACCCUCAUUGCUGCCAUUGGGUUACAUUCUAUUUAUGAUUUCCUAACAAAUUGAUGCUCUGAAAUAAUAUUGCAAUAACAAAUUUACAUUUGAGCAAACUGGCCAUUGAAACAUUGCAAAUUAGAUGAUACAUUGGGUAGAUUCUUGUAGCGUGGAUGUUUGAAGUCAGCAGGAGAAGUGCUCCCAGGAAUUGACAGUACAAAUCUUUACAGCUUGAAAAGGAGAAUUAUUCCAGUGCUCACCAAAACUAAUUCCUCCUUACAAAAACAUUAAUGAAUAUUAAUUGGGGAGAUCCACUGUUUAAUAUGCAAACUGACACUGAGCAAAACAGUAUGGCAAUUGUUAAAUGAUAAUCUUUUUGGAAACUUGUUUUGAUUGGGAAUAUUGGCACAAUGAGAAAUAAUACUGGAAUCUACCUUAAAAUCUAAAUAAAAGAUGAAAAAAUCAGAAAUGGUAAAUUGUGUUACACCGUUUAUCAGAGAAACAGUGAUAGUUAUGCAAACUACCUAUUUGUAUGAUACUUAUUUGGCAAUGGAAGCUGUCAGAUCCCAGAAGUAACUUUUUAGAGUGCAUAUUACUGCAGUUAGCAACAAAACACUAAUUGCUGAGGAGUAGUUAAGUAUUGUGUAGCAUUAUUUGAGCAAUAAAAAUGCCUGCUCAGCUCUUUUAUUGUACUCUUGCAGUUAAAACUUUUGAAAGAUAUUUUGAGGGUUAAGCAGUGUUGGGGCAAGGACUCUUAAAUGUUUCAAAGACAAACUAGGAUUCUCUUGAGUUUUUAUUUCCCACUUUCAUAGGCACAACCUCUUGCUUUUUUUUUUGGAAGCAGAUUGAAGUCUUGUUAACCAUGGUGAGUGUAUGUUGUGUCAUUGUGUUGGUUAAGCUUCCAUAAAUGUUUUCAACUAGAGCUAAUUUUAAAAAAAAAACAUUGAAUGAUGCAAACCUAUCUUGGUUAGAUAUAUUAGAUUAAGUGAAUCAAGUGGUUCUAUUGCUAGGUGUCUAUAUUUAGCUGGAAGUGGCAAUUAUGAAAAUACUACUGAAUUUUUAUUGUGUCCUCCCUUUGUUGAGCCCCACCUAUCCUCCCAUCUGGCCAUAUUCUGAGAUUCCAGGAUUAUUCCUAAAACUGGAAAAAAUUAAUCCCAGAAGUAGUGUUUAAUUAGAGGACAGUGACUUCUCUACUCGUAGGGAGGAGAAUCUCUGCCUGAUGUGCACUGGACUGAGUCCUUCCAAAAAAUGAUGGAUGACCAGAUCAUUGUUUUUUGUACAGAUUGCAUAAUGAAAGGACAUCUGAUUUGAUGUAAAAAUGUGUGAGCAAAGAUGAUGCUUUAAUGAUAUACGUGGAAUAUCCUUCAGUGUAUUGUCUAUACAUUAGCUUGGAUUAUCAAUUCAAAAACAUGGUGCAGAUGUUCUAAGUAUUUACUUCCAUUGACUUUUUCAAAACAGUAAGUGCCACCUUGUGCCAAAAUUAUAAUACAAGUGUGUACUUUGCGCACAAAUAUUUAAACUCCAUGCACCAGGCUAGGGUUAAAACAUUGAAACCAGCAUUUGCAGUUGAUCAACUACAUUUAGGGAUGUCUUCACUUGUACUAUUAAUAACCAUAGUACACUUUUGUAUUAAUGCACAACUUUCCACCUAAGGGAAAUCCUAAUUUUAAAGUGGAAGUAUAGCUUUGGUAUUAAUAGCAACAAAUUCCAGCAUAAUCUUGCCCACUUUAUAGAGACCAGAAAAGUUCCACCUUCUUAUUUCAAAAAUGAAUGUCAAAAGGAUUCUGGUUAACUUAAUGAGGCAAUUUGUCUUUUUUCAUUGUGCUUUGCUACAGAUCACUCCUGUGAUCUGAAUCAAUACCGGCCAUCACUUAAGAAUUGGUGUGAGAUAACUCCAUUGGUUCUGUUGAUUUUAAUACUUGAUAGUAAUCAUAAAUGUAAUACUAAUUGUGCAGUGCAAUCCAUGAGGGAUUAGCAGGUUUUUCUUAAGCGUUGGCUACAGUUAAAUCCUUCAAUCAGGCAAAAUGCUCAUAAUUGUGCUUGGAGCUGCAGGACCCAAAACAUCCAUUGCCUGGUGUACUUGGCUGCUUUAACCAGACAGGCAAAUUUAAGGUGCAUUGGAGCUUUAGUUUGUGUUGUAAACUAACCUUCAAAUUUCUCAUGGCUUGCCAUAGAUUAUGACAGUAGUUCAUUAGUCCGUCAUUAGUUAUGAAAUGUUUCAGGAUGUCUGAAAGUCAUUAAAGUUAAUGUAUAAAUGCAGGCUUUUCAAUUUCAUGGCUGGUAUGUAGAAUGAAGAAUGAGAGUAUGAAUAAAUUUGAUUCUUAUCCAAAUAACAAUGAUGCUUUCUAUUUUGAAACAACAAAAACUGUUGAGUCUUAAGUAUCAUCUUAAGGGGGGGAUAUUGAAGCUACCAAAUGGACCAGCUUUUAAUGUGUGCUGGUGGGGGGAAAAAAAACUGGAUUUAAAUUAAGUAAUGGAAUUGAAACUUGAAAUCUUCACCAAUGCCUUCUGGAUGACUAAGUAUUAUCUGAAUGAAAAAUAGUGAAUGUAUGUUCCUAUUGUGCAUCUAGAAACUGAAGCCUUUUCAAGUGUAAUUAUUCCAAAUAAAAAUACUUCAUAGAUUUCUACAGAGAAACUACAGGUAUUUUUAUGUUAUGUUGAAAUCAUCUUGUGAUUAUCUAUUUAGCUAUCCAACAGUAUUAUAAAUAAUCUUGGAUGCUUUGGUACUAUGCACAUUCAAUCAUUUAUAAUUGAAAAAAGCUGUGAUACUAAGCUUCUGUCUUGUGCUUUGUUACUGUAUGAUUAAGUUGCUCUAUAAUUUGUAUGCAAAAUAUUGUAUUGCAUGAAACAGGUAUCACCAGUUUCGAUCCACCCACCUUGUUUUGCAGUGUAUUUUAAGAAAGCUACAUUGAGAAAAGGUUCAACAACUGUAAAUGCAGAAGGUAGCACCUGCGGUAUUUGGCAAAUCUUGUUUAAUGUGUGGGAAUGAAGUAUUUUUCUACAUCGCUCUUGUUAAUUCACUUACUGGUGAAAAUGAUCCCUGGCAGCUGCAAAUAGAAGAUGUGAAUGGUGAAUCUGUGGUCACCAGCAGUAAAAAGGGUGUUUUGAAUUUUACUCAUUUUUACUCGGUUAAUUCUUGCAGAAGUUUUUAUUUGACAUCUUUUCUGAAUUGCUUUUUUUCCUCUAAUUUUAUACAGAAAAUGUGACUAUGGUUGUGAUAGAUAUUUAAGUAAAGGUGAUUUGUUUUUUUCCCCAGUGAUAUUUACAAUUUGUAUCAGAUGGAGGAAAAACACAAGGCAUAAACUAUUGGUACAAAUGAUAUUUUGCAUUGCGCUUUGGUGAGCAAGACUGUGAGACUGAUAGUUUAUUUUGUUUAAUUUGACACCAGAUUAACAAUGGAACAAGUGCAUUCUUAACCAUACACUCUACCCAAUGGAUAAUCUGCACUUAUUCCUGUGGUUGAAGAUGUUCGAUUAUAGGUACGAAACAAUGGAGUUGGUUUGUAAAGAAAAAUCACAUUUAUAUUUGGAGAUUUCAUUGUUGUUAUUGGGAAGGAAGGGAGAUCAAUUUUUGUUUCAAUAAAAUUUGG
Molecule: messenger RNA, 6300 nt
Organism: Pristis pectinata (smalltooth sawfish)
Lineage: Eukaryota; Metazoa; Chordata; Chondrichthyes; Rhinopristiformes; Pristidae
Product: sestrin-3-like
Exons: 11
Coding region: 265-1836 (523 amino acids)
Biological process (GO): cellular response to leucine starvation; regulation of response to reactive oxygen species; negative regulation of TORC1 signaling
Cellular component (GO): nucleus
Molecular function (GO): L-leucine binding; oxidoreductase activity, acting on peroxide as acceptor
Source: RefSeq, a predicted model, not a curated record